AUGGGUCUCACCAUUGUCAAGUUCAAUGAUGAGGCUACAAGAGAUUUUGUUUUGGAGAAUGGAAUUGUGCAGUUUGAUAGGAAGCCGGUUAUUGUGAGGCCUUGGACUCAAGAGCUUGACUCUAUCAGAUUAGUGCGAUCUAUUCCAUUAUGGAUUCGUUUGCCAAAUUUAGGGCUGCAAUAUUGGGGGAAAAACUGUCUUAGUGCCUUGGUUAGUACAAUUGGGAAGCCUAUUAUGGUGGACAAGUUUACUAAGGAUAGAUCUAUGAUAAGGUUUGCUAGAGUGUUGGUUGAGAUGGAGAUUACAGAUGACCCUCCUUUCAUAAUCCAUUUUGUAAAUGAACGUGGACAACUUCAGGAGCAAUUUGUGGAAUAUGAAUGGCUUCCCAUUAAGUGUUCGACCUGCAAAGGCUAUGGACAUAAUGCUGCAGAAUGCAAGAAAACUGAAACAAAAGCUUGGGUCACUAAGAGCAAACCAGAUCAAAUUUCGACUAAUCUUGCUCCUGGUUCAGUGGCUGCUAAGGCAACUACAGGAGAGACAUCUGAGACUCAAGAGGAGCUUACAGUGAUAGGGACAAAGAUUAAUACAGAGGUAACUGGUACUGAUGAUGCUGUGAUUCAGGACAGGGCUCCGAUUAAAAAUAUGGUUCGGUCUCCAGCAAACAAAGAGAACUGGGAAGUUCCAAGGAAAAUUGGGACCUCAAAGAGUAAAGGCAAGACAAUGAGUUCAUACUGGAAUGUCAGGGGUUUGAAUAAGAGAGACAAACAACAUGCUAUUUUACGUCUCUUAAAGGCUGGGAUUGCUUUACUAGUCUGGCUACAGAAGGAAGGAUUCUGGUUCUGUGGAGGAGAUCCUUUGUCAAUGUUCAUGUGUUACUGGUUCACUAGCAAUUUGUACACUGUCUGCUUGUUAGCUGAGAGAUUAGAAAUGUGGAGGGGUUUAUCUUCUCUGUCAAUUCUGAACUUACCAUGGCUGGUUGUGGGAGAUUUUAACUCAGUGUUUGAAUUUGAUGAAAGAGUGGGGGGAAGGGAGAUUGGUACUAAUGAGUUAGUUGAUUCUACUGCAUGGCUAGCUCACUCUCAUCUUGCUAAACUUAAAUGUCUAAACUCCAUUGCUGAGCUACAUUGGGAGGUAUAUUCAGAUCAUUGUUUCUUCCUUAUUAAGACUCAUUCGGCUGGGAAUUUAGGAGUACAACCAUUCAGGUUCUUUAAUUGUUGGAUCACUCACAGAAAAUUUACAGAAACUGUUAUGGCAAAUUGGCUUAGGCCUAUGACAACUAGAGGAUUAUGGGGAGUGACUAAGAAGCUGAUACGCCUGAAACAUAUUCUGAGGAAGUUUAAUAGAACAGAAAUUGGAGAUAUUGAGCAGCGGUUUCUUCAAGCAAAAGGCGAGUUUCAGGAGGCUUUAACAAAAGUUCAAGAAUUCCCCUUUGAUGUCUCUGCUCAGGAGGCAGAAAAGAAAGCAGCUAUCAGUUAUAAAAUUCAUUAUGCAAGAUAUAAGAGCUUCUUGAUUCAGCGAAGUAAGGUAACGUGGCUGCAAAAAGGAGAUGAGAAUACUGCUUAUUUUCAUGCUUGCAUCAAAAAAAGGAGAGAGGAGAAUCGGAUAGUUUCUUUUCUAAAUGAUCAUGGGUACAUCAUUGAUGACUAUGAUUCAUUUGUUCAUCAUUCUUUAGCUCACUUUAAAAGUUUCAUGGGCAGCUCUAGUCUUGCUACUGGGUUUGUUAAAACAGAAUGUAUGGAAUUUGGGCCUUGUUUAGAGAUUGAUAAGCAGCUGGGUUUAAUUAGAGACUUUACAAAGGCUGAUGUGAAGAAAGCUCUUUUCAGCAUUCCGGGUACAAAGAGCCCAGGUCUAGAUGGGUACAACUCAGAUUUCUACAAAGUUUUAUGGAAGCAAAUUGGUGAUGAAAUCUCAGUGGCUGUGUUGGAUUUUUUCAAAACUGGAAGGAUGCCUACUGAGAUCAAUAAAACAAUUUAUAAGUUGGGUAAUGGUUUGUCUCAGGGGUACCUCAUAUGUACUUAUGCUGAAUGGGUGUUUGCAGGGGGAUUUCAAGGGGUUAAGGGCCUUCGUCAAGGGGACCCAAUAUCACCUUUACUGUUUGUUUUAGUAAUGGAAUACCUGUCUAGGAUGCUUCAAUUUGGAGCGAUGCAACCUGCCUUUCGGUUCCACCCAAUGUGUAAAAGUCUCAAAAUCAUCAAUUUAUGCUUUGCUAAUGAUUUAGUGAUUUUUUGCAAAGCUAACUAUAGUUCUAUUCAGAUUAUAAAACAGAUGUUUGAUGAAUUUUGCAAUAGUUCGGGUAUGAAGGCUAAUCUCAACAAGUCUCAAGUGUUCUUUGGUGGCAUAUCUGCUCAAGAUAAGACUCAGUUACAGGAAGUUCUUCAUCUUGAGGAAGGCUCUUUCUCGCUCAAAUAUCUGGGGAUUCCUAUGCGCCCUACUAAAUGGAAAGAGGUUGACUGUGGUGAAAUUUUGAAAAAAAUUAAGCUCCGUCUUCACACUUGGUCUAGUAGACAUUUAUCUUAUGUAGGAAAGGUUCAGAUUAUUACCUCUGUUCUUCUUGGGCUGCUUUGUUUGCCGAAAACUCUUGGAGGAUUGGGCUUUGGUGAAGGAUCUAAAUGGAACAAGGCCAUGCUUGGGAAGUAUAUUUGGGCAAUAAACCAUCAACAUGAGACUUUGUGGGUUAAAUGGAUUCAUACGGAGGACAUUGAUAAUGCGAGUAGUCAUGGGAAGUUUAAAAUUGGGUUGUUGUAUGCUAGGCUUAUUCACCAAGUUCCGGCCAAAUAUCAUCAAUUUGUUUGGAACCGAAUGAGUAUUCCUAAGCAUAGAUUCAUCACAUGGCAAGCUGUUAACUCUAAGCUUUUAACCAGAGAUCAUCUUAUUAGAGUUUCUAUGGUGGUUCGGCUGAUUCAAGGUUGGGUUAGAUGCACUUGGCCUCUUGGUUUCAUGGCUUGGACAAUUUGGAUUGAAUACAUGAAGGGGGGUUUUCAUGCCUCUUUAGUGGCGGCUGUUUUCUCAGCCACUUUGUAUUAUCUUUGGCAUAACAGGAACAUUUGUUAUUUUAAGCACUAUUCUCUUAGUGUUACAACUGUCAUAGAUUUGAUCAAAAAAGACAUCAUGUUUAGGCUUAGUUGUUUUAACCAUAAGAAUGUAAGAGGCAUUAAGCUUAGCUACUGA
Humulus lupulus (European hop) is the source of this 3168-nucleotide messenger RNA. RefSeq lists its product as uncharacterized. The coding region runs from base 1 to 3168 and encodes 1055 amino acids. The record is from RefSeq and is a predicted model, not a curated record. NCBI's taxonomy places the organism in Eukaryota, Viridiplantae, Streptophyta, Magnoliopsida, Rosales, Cannabaceae. The transcript is spliced from 9 exons.